Haliotis rubra (blacklip abalone) is the source of this 3949-nucleotide messenger RNA. Its product is annotated as condensin-2 complex subunit G2-like. Lineage: Eukaryota; Metazoa; Mollusca; Gastropoda; Lepetellida; Haliotidae. The record is from RefSeq and is a predicted model, not a curated record. Gene Ontology annotation, biological process: mitotic sister chromatid segregation. Bases 94 to 3567 code for a protein of 1157 amino acids. The transcript has 29 exons. Gene Ontology annotation, cellular component: condensin complex; nucleus.
CCCAGUCACAUACAAAAAAAUCUCGUCUGUGUACGAGAAAAGACGAGAUCAUAAUAUUGUGGCGCAAAAAUUCAAGAGCAAAGAGAAGUCAUCAUGCCAAGCACAGAGUUGUUCUCCCUUUGUGAGAAGAAAAAUGCAGAUGGAAUCAUCUCGUUCAUAUCAAGUGAAUCCAAUAAAAAUCAGAAAGCAAGAAAACUGCGAGAGACAUUGUCAUCUUGUCAGCAGCGAGAUGUCAGUGAUAUGUGGACGGAACUGUACUCCAUGACGACAGAGGCCAUCAUGAGUCUGGAUGAAGAUGAAGAAAAAAUGAGCCACACAUUUUCCUUACUGGAGUGUGUGGUAUUCAUCGCCCGGGCUACCUUGCACAAUGAAAAGGACCCAGUUCCACCUUGUCUUUUCGAAACUGCAGUCCUUCUUCAUGGUGUGCUGAUGUCUCUGCCAGAGGAGGCGCUUGGCCUGCGUAGCGACAUUGCACAGCUGCUAGAGGUGUGGUGGCGCCGGGGUCUGGAGGGGAAGGAGGAGGUUGCCGUCAACACACUCCACUUCUUCUUGGAGAGUGCUCAAGCUGCUGAGAAAGUUACGGCUGUCAAGGUGAAGCGUGUGUGGGCCAUGCAUGAAGCAGUCCUGCUUAUCAACUGGGACAAUGAUGAGAUGGAGUCAUUCAAACAGAGGCUGCUUGCUUGUGUGGCAGCCAAGCCUUUUCUCCGUGAACCUGACGGUAGAAAGUUUCUGGCCUUCCUCUUCAACAUUUCUCCAGAGUUCACAGGUCAGCUUUAUGUGAGGUUUAAAGAAUUCUUCCCUGGAUCAACAAGGGACAUGAGUACGUUCUAUGGGGAAGUUUUCUUCCGAGCAUGGAAGCAGGCAUCUGGGCCUUGCUUAGAGAAACUUGAAAAUGACUGUAUUCAGAACCUGAUGAAUCAUGCUGUCCAUGCCAGAAGAGAUGGAACCAACAUAUUCUCACUGUUGUCACGGUUGCUGCAGUACUUACACAACCAGAAGAUACAGACAGGAGUUACUGAUAUGCUGCUGAAGCUGUACAACCCCAUCCUGUGGAGGUCGCUCAAUGUACCUAACUGUGACGUGAGGGCAAAUGCUACCUUCUUACUGUGUGAUGUGUUCCCACUUACCUGCCCCAUACAGAAGGAUGAACUGAUCAACAGACAGUGUGAAGCUUUGCUGACUGCCCUGUAUGAUGACUACCCCGUGGCUCGGCGUAUCGCUGUGGAAGGUGUGUGUCGCAUCAUGUCCAGCUACUGGGAGCUCCUGCCCAACCUCACCAUCAAGAUGUUCAUCACCAAGCUGCUCCAGGACCAUCUCAAUGAUGCCAACUCUGCUGAAGUCCGCCUUAGUGUAGUUCGGGGUCUGACUGAUCUCCUGGACAACCAUCUGUGUCACCCGCUGCUGAAGCAGGUGCUGCCCACAAUGAGAGACCAUGUCCAUGAUAUGUCCGAGUCUGUCAGGAAAGCCAUGAUGGACCUUCUUCUCAAGGUCAAGAAAAUCCGAGCAAUCAAGUUCUGGACGAUCGUGCCAGUGGAGCACCUGCUAGCGAGACUGAAGGAGGACUCUGCUGCUGUGUGUAAGAAGAUCGUCAAGCUCCUCAUCAACAGUUACAUGCCGCUUGAACAGACCACAGAGGAGAAGAUUUCCCGGCUCACUCACCUCAUCAAGGAGGACGCAGGGGCAGCCAGGAAGUUCUUCCAGUAUGCACCCACUGAACUCAAGUUUGAGGAAUCAGUGAAGUACCUGACUCUGCUGUCGCGUGUGAUGCUGGUUCUGAUCAAAAGAAACCAUGCUGAGAACUCAAAUGAGAAUCACAAUGAAAGCACUGCCAGCUCUGCCAAUGACAGUAAUGCCAACAUCACCAAUUCCACUAAUGUGACCAGAGAUGACAGCAGUAAUCAAAACACUGAGGCAGGAAGUGAUGACGAUGAAGAGCAAGAGCUGAGCCUGAAGAACUCGGAGAUCAUGAUGGGUCUCAUAGAGGCCAUGUACCUCAUGUGGGAUGCCAUCUCUAAACAGUUACACACGCCUCAACAUACUGACGUUCGACAUGAGUUGCAGAAACGGUACAGUGUGAUCAUUCCACAGAUGCUACGUAUAUUCCAGGAACCAAGAGCCUAUGCUGCUAUCAUGCUGUUAUCUGGCUUUUUGCCAUCGACAAGAGUUCCUGUAUUAAGUGAUAGCUGCAUGUCGAAGCUGCGUAACAUGACAGCGGACACACACAUGGGCGUAGCACACCUGCAGAACUUCAUCGGCACUCUGUGUAAAUGGCGUUUCAGUAACGCCUUGCUGGAGAUGAUCGCGACUUCUGUCGAGGCAGGUCUGGAGGAAAAGACCAUUGCAGAGUAUAAGCCCGGUGGAUCUACCGUUAAAAAGAAGACUGGUGCCAAAUGUGUUAUGCUGAAAGAAACAAUCAAGCCUGAACCUCCAAUAUCUCUGGAAUACCUGGAGAUCCUGCUGGAGAAGGACCUGUGUCGAGAGGUUAUACUUGUGGACCAUCUUGAUGCCUUGACACAGACCAUGGAGGCUCUGGGACACAGUGUGGAUAUUUUGAAAGCAAUGAACAGUGCCGACUCAGAAACCAGUCCCACUAAUGAAGACUUUGUUCUGAAGACUUUCUUCCUGUAUCUCCGAGUGUCCCUCUUGCUACAUAAACAGGAAGAAACUGAUCCUAAGCCACAAUUCACUGACCUACUGACCUGGGCUCAGGAGGAACUGGUGCCUCAGUUGCAACAACAGGGCAAAAGGUCACGGAAAGACGGGGAACUGGCCUUUAAAACUCUUCAGAUUAUUCUGAAGAUGAGCUGGCACCUGAUGAUGGUUGGAUCUGCUGACAAGGAGUUCACCUCUAAGGCCACUAAACUGUGUAUAUCUUGUCUGGAAGAAGACAGGAGCCUGAGACUGGUUGACAGUGUGUUGACAUGCCUGCAGUGGGUGACGGAUGCUCGACGCACGCUGGACCGAGAGACAAACAGUGAGGGUCAGCUGUUGGCACUUAUCCCCAACUUCAUGGGCAAAGUGUUUGUGUGUCUUGCGAGUUACAUCAAACACAACAAGCAGACCUGUCAGGAGGUAAUGUCCAGCAUAAAGCCCCAGCUCACAGAAAUCUUCAACACAGCCAUGAAGAACGUGUUCCACUACCCUUCAACAGCGGAUAUGAUGACAGCCACACUAAUGGCCAUAGUGGCCGAACUGACUCAUGCUAGUCAUAAGGAAAACUUGGAUGAGCCAGUUGACAUCUCCAGUCUCCCUGUUCUGUCAGCUCUGCUGAUGAAGAUCAUGUUUUCUCCAAGACAGAGAUUACACUUCUUCCUACAGGAGUUAAACACGUUCAUCUCCUCCGGCAGCGUGCCAGAUCUUCACCAUGCACAUGGAUGUGCUCAUCUUUUCUCCACCAUCAGGAAGACGAAAGGCAGGGUACCAUUUGACCAACUAGAAAACUGUGAGGACUCUCUCCGCCAGUGUGUGAACACACUCUCUGUUAAAAUCGAGGAAGAUGAUGAAGACUCAAAAUAUUUGCUGAAGCAGAUCAGAGACAAAAUGGAGGGUGGACAACAGAAGAGCUGAAGUCCCAGACAAGUCAUAUAUUAGCAUAGGCACUGUCUGAAUCAGCUUUAUGUGGAAGUUCAUAACCAUAUUUAUUGAACCACUGUGUUCAACACGAUACUGAAGGACGGAUGUGGAUAUGCAUUGCCAUAUUUGCUUGACUUUGUACCUAAGUUUUUUGGACACCGAGACCAUUGCAUAUUCCUUUGCCAUGGGAAAAAUUGUUGCCAGGAUCAUGUGAACACAUCAUGCAAAACCAGGAUAAUGAAGGACUAAUCAGUAGUCCAAGACUUUGAAUGACCCAGUGACAAUUACUAUGACCUCAGUUAAUGAAACAAAUGGCUGAACUAUAUGAACUUACCCUUGUGGGGGUGUUGGGGAGUAGCCCAGUGGUGAAAAACAU